AUGUCGUGCGUUCAAGCUGAUGCUCGACUCGUGCUUGAUGCAGAUGGCGCUGCUGCUCAAGUCCUGUCGGGCACCCACAAAAGCACCCUCAUACAUCCGCAUCCGCAUCCACAUACAUCUACCGACAAGGAAAGGCAAAGCAAGAGAGAGGCCAGUCCUAACAUAGCCACAUUACAUGAAGAUCGCUCGCGCCUCCCCUCCGGAUCCUCCUCACAGCUAAUCCCAACCGACGUUGUACAUAUCUUUAAUAUCGCUGCUGCUGCUAUCAUACAGCUGCAAUAUCGACCUGAGUGGGUUGUGCAUCAUUUGGGACACGACUGUUUGACGGCUUCAUCAAUGGCUUUGGGAGCCCGCCCCAUGUGA
This is a messenger RNA of Venustampulla echinocandica, 363 nucleotides long. RefSeq lists its product as uncharacterized. The coding region runs from base 1 to 363 and encodes 120 amino acids. The transcript has a single exon. Lineage: Eukaryota; Fungi; Ascomycota; Leotiomycetes; Helotiales; Pleuroascaceae. The record is from RefSeq and is a predicted model, not a curated record.